AACCCCAGGAGGAACAUCGAUGAGAAUUAGAUUGCUGAGGCUUUGUGCAGAACAUAGUUUGCAGAAUGAAAUAUUCUUUCGUUGGAUUCUUACUAGCCUUUCCAAGAUAUCGAGGCAAGUUGAACUCGACAACUUCCUUGGUCGCCGGGUUCUCACCUUCCCCUGUUACCAGAAGGAACUACAGAAAUGCCAUUGGGUAUCUGACUGGUUGCCGUUCGUAUGUGGAAAAAACUGCCAGAAGCAGAAGAUCUUCUCUUUCGGCACAAAGUGGUCGCGAUUCAAGAGAUAACUACGGUAGUAACCCUGAUUCUAUAGAAAACAAGGCAGGUACAAACAACAACACAAAGAACUGUAAUUGGCUUGUGGUGGGAGAUGGAGAUCUAUCGUACAGUGCAUCCAUUGCAGAAUAUCUAGCCAACAAAGGCAUUCGACUCUUUGCAACCGUAUUGGAAGAGGAAGAAGUUCACGAUUCGGUCUACAAACGGUCCUCGCAAAACAAAGCAGCCAUACUGUCUUACCACAACCUGCACGAUAGCCUCGUACGCUCGGAUACUACGGGAGGCGAUGAUACGGCAGCAACAAACUUGCAAUCGCAACACAUAGUUUUAUUUGGCGUCGACGCUACCCAUCUGAUAGACUAUUUUCCAAGGACCAAAUUCAGCACCAUCGUAUUCAAUUUUCCUCACUGGAGGGGUAAGACGAAUGCAAAACGCAAUCGAAUACUUCUAGACAGUUUCAUGGGUAGUGCCGCUGAAGUACUCGCCGAAGAGGGCAAGAUAAUCAUUUCACUCUGUGAAGGACAGGGUGGCUUUCCUGCAUCAACCGGUACGUUAAUACAUGGCAUUUCUGAUGGUGCAUCGUGAAUGUGUGCAUGAGUGAUCUUGUGGUUUGGGUGUCAAUGUUACGACACUUAUAGAUUGCAUCUAUUUCUUUGUCCCGCUCGACUGUGCCUCAUGAACACUUCUUCGAUAUUCCUCCCUAAAUUCUUGUUAUCGAUAUAACCAUUGGGCUUCCCAUUAUCUGCCUUUAUCAAGCCGAGGAAUGGAAACGGAGCUGGCUUGUACCUCAAUACGCAGCAGGACAUGGAUUGCUGCUGCACAAGUUGAAGCAGUACGACCCGAUGUAUCAACAGACUUCUCACAGAGGCAAGGAUCGACCCUGGAUCAAGGAUGGCACGGACCAACGAUACAUAUUUGGGUUUCCAAAUGAGGGAUGCAUAGACGAAGAUUUACAGAUAAGCUGUCGUCACGAGCUUAGAGUUGUGUUACCAAAAGAUUUUGUAGAAGGCUCCGCAGUUGGUCGACAAGAGAUCAUAGAAGGCGACGCAGUUUUUCAACUAACCAAAGGAUUUGUCCCAGAUGGAAUUCGAAUGGAAGUAGUGACCCGCGAAAUAUUGUAUCCUUAUUUCUUUGACAAUGAAGAGGUCACUCUUGCUAUUUUUCUUCUAAAUUAUAGUGGGGAAAAGGCCCCACUUACCAGAGAAUCUGCCGAUACCAUUCGAUCUAAAGUAGAAGCCUCUGUGCAACAAGAUUGGAAUCUGAAAGUGGCCAAAAGCGGGCGGCUGGUUUCUCGUCCUUAUCCUACGCACUUGCUACCAGCUCUAAUACGGGAAUCGAGUGAAAGGAACUUAACACUGACCAAUUCAAGUCCUUAGACGUUAUCACAACCAUGUUUGAACUAUACUAGUCUUUUAUUAUGCAACAAAUGUAACUCAAACUUGAAUAUAAUAGAGCUGUUCAC
Molecule: messenger RNA, 1740 nt
Organism: Pseudo-nitzschia multistriata
Lineage: Eukaryota; Bacillariophyta; Bacillariophyceae; Bacillariales; Bacillariaceae
Source: the annotation of a GenBank genome assembly